Molecule: messenger RNA, 828 nt
Organism: Striga hermonthica
Lineage: Eukaryota; Viridiplantae; Streptophyta; Magnoliopsida; Lamiales; Orobanchaceae
Source: the annotation of a GenBank genome assembly
AUGGCGGACAAGGAGCAAGAGAACCGUCUCUUUAUAGGAGGUUUAUCGUGGAAUGUGACCGAACAGCAGCUCGAUAAUGCUUUCAGCCGUUACGGAAAAAUUGUUGAUUGCCAGGUUGUGCUGGAAAGAGGUACGGGCCGUCCUCGCGGGUUUGGCUUCAUUACAUAUGCCGACCGCCGCUCGAUGGACGAAGCAAUAAGGGAAAUGCAUGGCAGAGAGUUGGGAGAUCGAGCCAUCACAGUUAAUAAGGCCAAGCCGAAGAUGAGCGGUGAGGACCCGCCAAGUCAUCAUGGCUAUGGAGGUUACUCGUCCGGUGGAAGAAGGGAUAGGUCUGCAGGUCCGGAUGACUGUUUCAAAUGCGGAAGGCCGGGCCAUUGGGCCCGGGACUGCCCGUCAGCUGGUGGGGCCCGAAUUGCUCGUCCGAUCUCGCCUCCACGCUUGAGUUAUGGAGACCGUUAUGCAGAUUAUCGUGAUAGAUAUGCUGUGGAUGAUAGAUAUGACAAAAGUCGUAAUGGUGGUGAUAGAGACCGAUAUGACAGUCGAGAUGAUAGAUACGGGAGUCGUGAUCGGUUUAUCAAUGACAGGUACGCCCCAGCUGGAGACCGCUAUCCUGUGGAUAGGUAUGGAGCCCCCGAACGUUACCCUCAGAAUGGAUAUGGCAAAGUUAGAGCUUAUGAUAGAGAUGGGCCCCCAAGAGGUUUCGGUGAGCGGUACGGAGCUGCUGGGCCCCCACGAUACGAAGCAGGAAGAAGCUACAGAGACAGGCCCGGCCCAUAUGACCGCCCUUCUAGGAGGGGAGCCCGGCCCCCUUCAUUGGACCGGUUCUGA